AACAGCUUCCGGGGCAUGCUGGCAGCCCCGCUUUAGCAGACGAUGCUGGCGUGCAACUGAUGGUCGAUAGUUUGGAGGUUGGCUGUCUUUCGCCUAAAGGUCGUCUGUGGACCUACCCAGCUCUACUCCCAUUGUGGUGGAAGAGAAUCAGCGACCCAGAAGAAAUUGUUGCCCCGGGGAUCGGAUAGGACGAUGGGGAUGAGUGGAGACCAGGAGGAACCAGGGAGCCGCCGGAGCCGCUGACCGUGGCUUCUCUCUUCUCCUCUGCCUGAGCUCCUCGAUCUUCUGGGGAAUCUGUGGGAUCUAGGUAUAGUGCUUUUGCUGGCCACCAUGUUUGUGUUAGUAGAAAUGACAGAUACAGUGCGAAUUCCUCCAUGGCAGUUUGAAAGAAAGCUUAAUGAUGCAAUCACUGAAGAGUUAAAUAAGAAGUUGGCCAAUAAGGUUGUAUAUAAUGUUGGCCUCUGUAUCUGUCUAUAUGACAUUACAAAACUGGAGGAUUCCUACAUAUUUCCAGGAGAUGGUGCAUCACACACAAAAGUACAUUUUAGAUAUGUUGUAUUUCAUCCAUUUUUGGAUGAAAUUCUGGUCGGAGAGAUAAAAGGCUGCAGUCUUGAAGGUGUACAUGUUUCUCUUGGGUUCUUUGAUGACAUACUCAUUCCUCCAGAAUCUCUACAACAGCCUGCCAAAUUUGAUGAAACGGAACAGGUAUGGGUUUGGGAAUAUGAGACUGAAGAAGGAGCUCAUGACCUGUACAUGGAUAUGGGAGAAGAAAUUCGUUUCCGUGUGGUAGAUGAAAAUUUCAUUGAUACAUCCCCAACAGGCCCAAGCUCUGUAGAGCCUUCCACAUCUAGUGGCACUGAGGAGACACAGAAGAAAGAAGCACCCUAUACUAUUGUGGGAUCUAUCAGUGAACCCGGCCUGGGUCUCCUAUCCUGGUGGACUAACAGUUAACUGAAGGUAAAGAUGGACAGUUUACACAGAAAAAGCCAAGAGAUGCCUUGAUCAACAGUUGCAGAAUGGUAACUUUUUUUCCCAUUUCUGCUUUAUAUUAAAUCAAUCUGAUCGAGAUAUAGUAAAUAAAUGAGUGGGCCUAGUGGAUUGUCAUCAAAAUGGAAUAACUAUGCAUCGUAACUCUAGAACAUUACUGUAAUAAUCCUGAUGCUUUUAUCCACCAGAUCAGGUUAUAAGCGCCUGGGAAUGGUAUGUUAGCUGAAAAGAAAAAGAAAAGAGAAGAGAAGAUCCUCUAAAUUAAAAAAGUGCAAAGAAAAAAUAUUCUGAAGGAUUGACCUCAUGCUGCUACACUUCAUUAUGAAAAUAAAUGUUAAAAAGGACUGAUACUAAAAAAGCACUACUUAAUUUUUUUCCAAAGGAUGGAAGGGCUGCUUGUUUUUUAAAUUCAGACAGGUUAUAGUAAAAAUGUGGUAUAGCUUGGACAAUGAUCAAGUUGCCUCUUCUCAGUUUUAUAACAAAUCAUCAUUUGGAAGGGCCGCAACCACUGGGUAAAAUGAAUCAGCUGCUUUUCUGCCAGAAUUACAGUUAAAAUAGAAGAGAAUAUGUGUAGCUCAGGGAUGAGCUGUAGACUCCUUGGUGUUCUCUGAGCUUUGUUGUUUGCACACUUUUCAUUACCCAAGUAGUAGCAUUGGUAUUAUCAGAUGAUACCUAGUUGGGUAAAGUAAUGUUUGCAAGCAAACAACCAAACUCAGCAAGGACUCCAUAUUACAGUCAGAAAUUCUGCUUUAUCCAGACAACAAAGAAAACUUAUCUUUCUAUGUUGGGGGGAAAAAAAGAGCUGAGGUGGUGCAGUACUGCAGCUACUUCAGCUGACUGCUAGUUCAGCAGAUCAGCAGAUCAAAUCUCACCGGCUCAAGGUUGACUCAGCCUUCCAUCCUUCCGAGGUGGAUAAAAUGAGGACCCAGAUUGUUAGGGGGCAAUAUGCUAUUUAGUAUACUGUCUUUGGUGUAAGCCGCCCAGAGUCCUCGGAGAGUGGGCAGCAUAGAAAUAUGACAAAUAAAUAAAUAAAUACAACCAUUAUUGUUUUUAGCAUAAAUACUUCAGAAAGACAGAUGGCCUCCAGGGAUGUUCCAUUGAGAAGACAACAUUUUACCUAAACACACACACUUACCUCUACAUGUUGCUAUAGCUCUUUUUCAACAAAAGAACUUUAUAUGGAAGAAACCCCCAUUUGUCACAUGUUAAGUAUGAAACAGGCUUAGACCAUUUUUGUUGCACUGUGAUAGAAAUUAAGAAUAUUAAAAUAGUUCCAACAUAUUAUCAAAAAAAGUUUUCAUGAUGCUGCAAUUUUGUGUUUGUGCAGGACUUUUCUAUUCUUGGUGUUAGUUUUCUGUUAUGAUUACCGCUGAGAUGCAAUGUUUUGCUUUCUAAUAUUGUGUAAUAAAAGUUGGUAGAAAGUUGGUAGAAAAAUGAAUAAGUUUAAAAUCUAGCUGGUAACUAUACAACUAGAGUUUUUCCCUGCUUUUCAAAGAAAGGAAUUUGGACUAAAAGCAAUGAUCUCUAUUGGUAUUAAAUUUGCCACUUUUUUUGCUUGUUAUCCCUUGAUGUUAUUUAAAUGUAUUUAGAAUUUUUAUAUUAUGCAUCAAAUUUUUGAUACUUCUUAUAUAAAAUAUAAAAUUACUAAGAGUUGACAAUAAUUCUUAUCAUUUUUCUGACAAAUUCUGUGCGAUACUUGCUAUUUUAUACCGGAUAUAAUUGGAUUCUGAUCUUUCUAUUGUUUUAAGACUGGAUUCUGUUAAAUUACUUCUACAUAUACCAUAUAUCUGUUCUUCUUUUGGCAGAUUUUUUUUCAUUGAUGCUCAUUACUAAAUUCAGUCCUUGAGACUGGAAUAAAUUACUGAACACUGUAAUUCUAGGAUGUAUAUAUGUAUUCUUACAAAUUGAUUCUGCGUAGCCAUUUAGCAAAAGAAGAGUUAAAAUGCCCGCUGAUGAUUUGAAGCUUACCAUCUAUAUUCAAUUUUAACAUUAUUUCUUGAUAGAGUGGCUUUCAAAACACUUAAUAAAAUUUGUAAGUCAAAUAA
Molecule: messenger RNA, 3032 nt
Organism: Pantherophis guttatus
Lineage: Eukaryota; Metazoa; Chordata; Lepidosauria; Squamata; Colubridae
Source: RefSeq, a predicted model, not a curated record